Molecule: messenger RNA, 1329 nt
Organism: Salvia splendens (bonfire salvia)
Lineage: Eukaryota; Viridiplantae; Streptophyta; Magnoliopsida; Lamiales; Lamiaceae
Product: probable glycosyltransferase At5g03795
Exons: 4
Coding region: 1-1329 (442 amino acids)
Molecular function (GO): glycosyltransferase activity
Source: RefSeq, a predicted model, not a curated record
AUGGCUGCAGCAGUGCUGGUUUUCAUGAGCCCAAAACAGUCAAAUUUCCACUAUUUCAACCCUAAUUCCAACACUUCUUUGAAGUCGGAUCAUUUGCUUCUCAACAAUGGAUUAGUUAAAAAUAAUAUCACAAGAAUAGAAGGACCGGAGAGAAAAUACAGCCCUUUAGCUAAAGUGGAAGCGGAUCUUGCCCAAGCCCGAGCCUCAAUUCGGGCCGAGUUGGCAGGAAACCACACAGAUAUAGUUGACCCGGAUUACGUUCCAACCGGGCCGAUGUAUUGGGACCCCAAGGUCUUCCAUAGAAGCUAUAUUGAGAUGGAGAAGAGAUUGAAGGUGUACAUAUACGAAGAAGGUGAGCCUCCUGUAUUCCACUUUGGACCUUGCAAACACACCUACGCCAUAGAGGGAAUCUUCAUCGGUAACAUGGAAGUGAGCUUGUUUCGAACGUUCGAUCCCAACGAAGCUCAUCUCUUCUUCCUCCCGAUUAGUAUCACGAUGAUCACCCAAGUCAUCUUCGUGCCCGAAACCCAUGAUUGGACCCACAUGAAGAGCACGACUAAGGACUACAUCAACGUUAUCGCGAACAAGUAUCCUUAUUGGAAUCGAAGCCUCGGAGCCGAUCAUUUCAUGCUCGCUUGCCAUGAUUGGGGGCCCGAGAUUUCGUUCGCGAUCCCGCAUCUCUACCAGAACGCGAUCCGCGCCCUGUGCAACGCCAACACCUCCGAGCGCUUCGACCCGGCCCGCGAUGUCUCAGUCCCGGAGAUCCACCUCCCCACGGGCACGACGAGCGGGCUCCUGGGCGGGCCGCCCCCGUCGCGCCGCCCCAUCCUCGUGUUCUACGCGGGCGGGGUCCACGGCCCAAUCCGGCCGGUCCUCCUGGAGCACUGGGAGAACGCCUCGGACCCGGACGUGCAGGUGCACCGCUACCUCCCGCGCAACAUGUCGUACUACGGCAUGAUGCGCAGGAGCCGCUACUGCAUCUGCCCGAGCGGGUACGAGGUGGCGAGCCCCCGGAUGGUCGAGGGGCUCUACCUUGGGUGCGUGCCCGUGCUGAUCAAGGAGGGCUACGUCGUGCCCUUCAGCGACGUGCUCGAUUGGGAGAAGUUCGCGGUGAUCGUGCCGGUGAAGGAGAUUCCCAACUUGAAGAAGAUUCUCGCCGGGAUAAAGCUGCGGGACUACCUGCAGCUGCAGCGGCGGGGGAUCAAGAUGCGCCGCCACUUCGAGGUCAACACGCCGCCGCGGAGGUACGACGUUUUCGGCAUGAUUCUGCAUUCCAUAUGGCUGAGGAGGCUCAACGUCCGCCUCCGUCACGACGGAGAUGCCGACUAA